AUCAGAGUUACCGAAAUACUCGCCGAUCAGUGAGACUUGUCGGAAGUGGACACAAAUGAAUACAGCACACAGACAGGAUAAUUGCUGCCUUCUUAUGUUUUUGUGGCGAUUUUUAGGAGAACAUUUUACUGGUGGAAAGUAAAAGUCUCCAAACAGGUGAGGCGUUUCUCUUGGCCACGCCCAUCCCGGAAAAUUGUCUAUAUUUUUAUUUUAAGGUGACGUGGAUACGGCAGCAGCUAGUCGCCUCCUCUCGAGUCAUCUGGAGGUGUUAAAGAACACUGACCAUAAAGAAAUAAAGAGAGGAGAGCGCGGCUUGAUCCCGAGCCUGGGCUCGGAGCAGGAGGAUUUCUGGACUUCAGGCAGAGGAAACAGGGACUAAGAUGGCGACUCUUGGCUGGAUCGCAGGCUCUCGGCUGUUUCUCCUGUGCCUGUUUCCACAAGUUGCCUGGACAGCCACUUACAAGGAAGGCGAUCCGGUCAUGCUUUAUGUGAAUAAAGUCGGGCCUUAUCAUAACCCCCAGGAAACCUAUCAUUAUUAUACUCUCCCUGUCUGCAGACCCAAAGAGGUGCGCCAUAAAGCCUUAAGCCUGGGAGAGGUUUUGGAUGGUGACAGGAUGGCAGAGUCUUUAUACAACAUUCACUUCAGGGAGAACACCGAAAGACAGACACUAUGUCAGCUCACACUGUCGGAGAAAGAGGUGGAUCAGUUGAGAGAAGCAAUCGAAGAGCUGUAUUACUUUGAAUUUGUCCUGGAUGAUAUUCCAAUCUGGGGCUUUGUGGGAUAUAUGGAGGAAAGUGGAUUCCUGCCUCACAGUCACAAGGUCGGGUUGUGGACCCACUUGGACUUUAAUAUCGAAUAUAAUGGCAACUCUGUGAUCUUUGCCAAUGUGUCUGUGAAAGAUGUGAAGCCGGUGCCUUUGGACGAGGGAGGAGGUGACGGGGCAAACGUCAAUAAUGGAGGUCUCUCAGUGACCCACACCUACAGCGUACACUGGUUUGAGAGCCACUUGCCUUACACACGCAGGGCUGAGCGUCUCCGAGACUACUCCUUCUUCCCAAAGACUCUGGAGAUCCACUGGCUGUCAAUCAUCAACUCGCUGGUGCUGGUGGUGCUGCUGCUAGGCUUCGUUAUCAUCAUCCUUAUGAGGGUGUUAAAGAAUGACUUUGCCAGAUAUAAUGUAGAAGAAGAUGGGACCUGUGAUGAUCUGGAUCAGGGUGAUAACGGCUGGAAGAUCAUUCACACGGAUGUCUUUCGUUUUCCACCAUAUAAGAGCUUGAUGUGUGCUGUGCUUGGAGUAGGAGCUCAGUUUCUCACUUUGGCCACCGGAAUUAUCAUCAUGGCAUUGCUAGGGAUGUUUAACGUGCAUCGCCACGGAGCUAUAAAUUCUGCAGCGAUCGUACUGUAUGCGCUGACCAGCUGUGUGUCGGGAUACUGCUCGUGUAGCUUCUACACCCAGAUCCAUGGUCACCGCUGGGUUUGGAACAUCAUCCUCACCUCUACCCUCUUCUCUGCCCCUCUCUUUCUGACCUGGAGUGUAGUAAACUCCAUACACUGGUGGAGUGGCUCCACACAGGCACUUCCUGCGUCUACGGUGCUCCUGUUGCUAGGUGCUUGGGUACUAGUGGGUUUUCCCCUUACAGUCAUUGGGGGAAUUGUGGGUAAGAACCGGGCCGGCAGUUUUCAGGCUCCAUGUCGUACACGCAACAUUCCACGCCAGAUCCCAGAGCAACCCUGGUACAAACACACAGCUGUGCACAUGGCCAUUGGAGGAUUCCUGCCUUUCAGUGCCAUCUCAGUGGAGCUCUACUACAUAUUUGCCACCGUUUGGGGUCGGGAGCAGUACACGCUUUACGGUAUCCUGCUCUGUGUCUUUGCAAUCCUGCUGUCUGUGGGAGCCUGCAUCUCUGUGGCUCUCACCUACUUCCUGCUUUCAGGUGAAGAUUAUCGCUGGUGGUGGCGAAGCAUCCUGAGCACGGGCUCCACCGGCAUAUUCAUAUUCGUCUAUUCACUUUUCUACUAUUGGAAUCGGUCAAGCAUGAGUGGUCUGGUGCAGAGCAUGGAGUUCUUUGGCUAUUCCUUACUCACUGCAUUCGUGUUCUCACUCAUGCUCGGGACCGUUUCAUUCUGGGCCUCUCUGGCAUUUAUCCGUUACAUCUACCGUAGCCUGAAGAUGGAUUGAAGAACACUUGUGCACUAGCCUGUUUUCUUUUUUUUUCUGGACACUUCAUUGUGAAACUGUUUCUGACAUCAAACUGGAGGAUAGUUGUUUUUUCGGAAAAUGGACUAUAAACUCUUUCAAACAUUUGAGAUGUUCUCAAAGAGAGACUGAUGUUUAAAAUUCCUAAGAUGCAUAGUUAAUUUAAAUUAUAUGGUCAGCAAAUUAUUUGCUUCACAAUAUUUGUAUCUGAAUGACAUUGAAAGCAGAGUGGAAAACUACUGCAUGUUCAUUUAUUGCAACAAAAGUUGAAUCUGACUUGUUUAGUCACGGUAUUUGGUUCGUCCAGUGCAUAGUGCAUUCAGUGAUCCAGAUAAACAGUUUAAAGUUAAAUCACAGAACUAGUACUUCAUAUGGGCUCUGAAAUCCGAAAAUGUUUUAAUGUAUAGCUUUUGGGAUAUGUGUCAUAGAUAAGGUGUGUGUGUGUGUGUGUGUGUGUAUGUAUGUAUGUACACAUACACAUAUAAAUGUGUGAAUAUAUACAUUUAUAAAGGGACAGGUUUUUUAAACAUGGCAUCGACAAUAAGGUUAAUUAUAACAUUAAAGGCGCAGGGAAACUGGGUGACAGUGACCUCUCACUGAGCAUUGAAUAUUCAUGAAGGGAAAAGUUUAUGAUUAUAAAGUGGAAACAAUCAGACCAAACUAGCAAAAGUAAAAAACUAUUUAUGCUAUAUUCCAUCUGUAGCAGUAUUAAGAAGCCAAACUAAAUAUACAGAACAGGAAGUGUCUAGUUUAAGGUCUGUUAGUUUUGUGUGUGUCUUUGGUGUGAAGCAGGACAGAUUUUUGUGAGAUUCAGGUUUUAUCAGAUAUGAGUAAGGUGGGACAUUGGAGCAAUAUGUUCUACUAAUAGUCACCAUUUACUGUGAUCUCAUUUCUGAUGUACAUAUACACAAUCUUUUCAAUAAAAGCUACCUUUUUCCUACAA
Hemibagrus wyckioides is the source of this 3141-nucleotide messenger RNA. RefSeq names its product transmembrane 9 superfamily member 1 (gene tm9sf1). The coding region runs from base 381 to 2180 and encodes 599 amino acids. The record is from RefSeq and is a predicted model, not a curated record. NCBI's taxonomy places the organism in Eukaryota, Metazoa, Chordata, Actinopteri, Siluriformes, Bagridae. Gene Ontology annotation, cellular component: membrane. Gene Ontology annotation, biological process: protein localization to membrane. The transcript has 10 exons.